AUGUCUACGAAACGAAUUCAAAAAAUUCAAGGUCCAAGUCUUUAUAAGACAUUUAUUGAUGCUUAUAUGAAAGCUCGACCUGAUGAAAAAAAAGAUAUAAAACAUCAUAAUGCUCAACUUGAAUGGAGUGAAAUAAAAUGGAAUGAAGAAUAUGUUAAAGAAAAAAUCGAAGAAUAUUUAGAAAUCUAUAAUGAACUUCGUAUACCUUCUAAUCAAGGUCUUGAACAACAAUCAUCAUGUCUUUCUUCAACACAAUCAAAACUUAAUCGUUGUCGACCAACAAAAAAAAUUAAAAUUGAUCAAUCUAAUAAUACAACAAAUGAUGAUGAUGAUGAUGAUGAUGAUGAUAAUAAUGAAAAUAGAAUAGAUGAUAAACAAUCAAAGUCUAUAGAUGAUCUUGAUGAAGAUGAUCUAGAAGACGAUGAUGAAGAUGACGAUGAUGAUGAUGAUGAUGCAGAGAAUGAUGAAGAAAAAAACAAGAAAAAUAAGAAAAAAACUUAUUAUGUUAGAAAACGUAAAUUAACCGAUAAAGAAUUGAUGAAAAAUCUACAUAAAUUACCAUCUGUACGUCCUGUUCCAUUAGAAUCAUUACCAAAAAAUAAAAGACAACCAGCACAAGAACGAGUUUUUAGAGAAUUAAGUGCAAUUAAUGACCGAAUUGCUUCAUUAAUACAAGUUAAACAAAUGGGUUUAUUAACAUUAGAAAAUAGACACCAAUUAAAACAAUUAUUUCAAGAUAGAAAAACAAAGACUUUUGCAUUGAGACGUCUUCAAUCAAAACAAAGAGCUUCAAAUAAAUAUAGAGUUAAACGACGAAAAAUAGUUGAACAUUUAUAUGAAACAAAGCCUGAAUUACAUCCACAAUUAAGAAAAAUUUAUCGUCCUGGUGGUGGUCGACCACGUAUUGAAGAACAAUGUCCUGAUUUAUUACAAAUAAUUGAAGAAAUUGCAAAAGUUGGUGGAGCAAGUGAUGAUCGAAGACGAUCAGAAACUAUUCGACCUUGUUUAACAUUAGAUGAUUUAAGAGAAAAAAUUAGACAAAGAGGUUAUGAUAUUAAAAGAACAACACUUUAUUAUCGUCUGUUACCUCAUCGUGCAUCAUCAAGAGAUGGUCGUCGUCAUGUUAAUACUGCUCCUGUUCGUCUUCGUCGUGCUCAAAAUGAUGAUCAUGGAAAACAUGAAGAUGGUCAUUUUGCAACAGCAACAAUACGUUAUAUGAAAGAUUUAGCUUCAAUAUUCGGCAAUGAUUGUGUUCUUUAUUUAUCUCAAGAUGAUAAAUGUAAAGUUCCAUUAGGUUUACCUGCGGCUCGAGUACAAGCACCAAUGUUAAUGCAUUUGGAUUAUCGAAUAAGUUUACCGGAUCAUGAUUGGGUAGUUGCACCUCGACAUCAAUUAACACCAAGUGUAUAUGCAGCAUGUCUUUUAUCUGAAGAUGGAGAUUUAGGUUAUUCAGGUCCAACAUAUGUAGCUAUACGUUCAGCUAAACAUGAUCUAUCAAGUGCUAAAACUCAUACAAUAGAUUUUGAUCGUCUUGUUUGUUUAAAAGAAUUUGAAAAAGUAGCACGUGAUGAAACUGGACAAGUUAAACCAAUUGUUAUUGUUACUGUUGAUGGUGGUCCUGAUGAAAAUCCACGUUUUCCAAAAACAUUGGUUGCAAGUAUUAAAAAAUUUAAAAAAUAUAAUUUAGAUGCACUUUUUGUUCUUACACAUGCUCCUGGUCAAUCAGCUUAUAAUAUAGUUGAACGUCGUAUGGCUCCAUUAUCUCAUGAUUUAGCUGGUCUUAUAUUACCACAUGAUCAUUUUGGUUCACAUUUAAAUGAUUCUGGUGUAACAGUAAAUAUUGAUUUAGAAAAAUUAAAUUUUCGUAAAGCUGGACAAAUGUUAGCUGAAAGAUGGAAUCUAUCUGUUAUUGAUGGAUUUCCAUGUGUCGCUGAAUAUAUUAAUCCACCAGCAACAUCAGAAGAUGAACGUAGACAAGUUGAUACAAAAUUUGUUAUGGAUGAACUUUUACGAAGAGUUUGUGCUGAAGAAGAAGCAGAAGAAGGACAUGAAUUUCGUGUUCAUGCAUCGGAUGAAUAUUAUCAAGAAAAUGCUCGUGGACCAAGAGAACAUUUUGGUGAACAACCAAAAUAUGAUAUUGAUGAAUAUUGGUGUGCUAUACAUGUUUUACAAACACAAUAUACUUUACAAAUUAUUCGUUGUAAUUCUAUUGAAUGUUGUGGACCAUGGCGUUCAAAUUAUGUUCGAGUAUUUCCUCAUCGAUUUUUACCAUCUCCUGUACCAUUUGAACGUACACCAUAUGGUGUUAGAAUGGCAGAUAGAGAUUAUCAAAAAGGACAAUUUUAUGGAUCAUUAUUUCAACGAAUUCAAUUUCAUGGCAUUGUUAUUCAAAAUACACAGAAUGAAAUGUUACCAUUUGAUUAUUGUUGCUCAUCAGUAAGAAAAGAACUAAAAAAACGUAUAUGUAAAGUCUGUAAUCAAUAUAUUCCGUCGGCGUAUCGUAUGAAAAAUCAUUAUAAAAUUCAUGCACAACAUCAUGAAGAUUUUGACCAUAAUGAAGAUGAUACAUUACCACCAUCAGUAAUAAAUGAUAGCAUAACGGAUGCAAACGAAAGUCAAUCAACAACAACACCUAUACUUAAAACAGAAAUAUUAGAUUGGCUUCGAUCAGAUUUCGAUGAGUGUGAUAUAGGUCCAGCAUCAAAUCAACUUACAAGUGAUCGUGUUACACGUUCGAUGAAUAAAUUACGUGUUGAAGAAAACAAAGAUGAACAUGACAAUAAAGAUCUUGUACAUGUAGAAUAA
Rotaria sp. Silwood1 is the source of this 2805-nucleotide messenger RNA. The record is from the annotation of a GenBank genome assembly. NCBI's taxonomy places the organism in Eukaryota, Metazoa, Rotifera, Eurotatoria, Philodinida, Philodinidae.